AUGUUCUUCAGCAGAAUGAACCAGAACCUGUUCGGACCCCUGGACGAGCUGCACGAGCUGCACGAGCUGGCCUUCAUCGAGAGACCGGUCCGCAGGAGUCUGAAGACGGCGGAGGAGAUCCAGCAGCUGACUGUGGAUGAAGACCUCAGUGACAUAGAGAGAGCCGUCUACCUGCUCAGUGUGGGUCAAGAGGUGCAGAGAGCCAGCGUCAUCAGCAACCUGCCAAGUCUGGUCCGACAGAAUCCCGCCGAGACGUUUCGUCGGGUCGUUCCAAAAGUCCGGGAGAUCCUGAACGGGUCCGGAGCUGAAAUCCAGCUGUCGGCCGCAGCAUCGUUUCUAACCAUCCUGCAGGACGACAUCAUCCUGAUCCACACCCACACCUACUCCAUCCUGAAGACAGUCCUGCUGCACCUGAACCACCGAGACCCAGUGGUGAGUAACGCCUGGUUGGAGACGCUGCUGUCGGCCAUCAACUCUUUACCGAAGGAGACCAUCAAGCAGGAGGUGCUGAACCCUCUCCUCCACCAGUCGCAGCUGUCUCACCCUCUUCAUACGCGUCUCGCCAGCUGUCACAUUUUAGGAAAAGUCGCCUGCAAGUUUGAUUCCCACAUAGUGAAGACGGAGCUGCUGCCUCUCGCUCGCUCGCUGUGUCACGAUGUGGAGUUCGAGGUUCGAGCCUGUAUGUGCCGUCAGCUGGAGAGCAUCGCUAGGGCAACAUGGGUGGACAACAGCAGGACAGAGCUGCUUCCUGAGCUGGUGACGCUCGCCCGGGACGAGGAGAGCAGCGUGUGUCUCGCUGCCUUCGACACAAUCAUCAAUCUGAUGGAGAUGAUCGACAACGAUGACAGACUCCAUGUGGUGGUUCCUCUGGUGAUGUCGGUGUGCGAGGCGUCUUCUCACGGGGAUGAAACCAUCUUGGCAUCUCUGUCGUUCCAGUUUGGGAAGCUGUGCAGUGGCCUGGCAGGCUCUCUGUCGGACGAGCAGAAGGCCCGGCUGCUGCAGAGGUUCCAGCUGCUGUGUGUCACCGGUCUGCAGACUGAAGAACAACUGACACCUGACAUCAAUGAGUCCAAGCUGAUUCGCUGCAACUGCUGCUACAACUUACCAGCCAUGAUGGUGUUUGCUGAUUCCACCCACUUCCUGUCAGAACUCUACCCGUCCUUUUCCGCUCUUUGUUGUGACCCCGACGUCUGCGUUCGUAGAAGCGCUGCAGCCAGUUUCCACCAGGUGGUGAAGCUGCUCGGCUCAAACGUCCAGGUGCUUCACAAAGAGCUUCUGCUUCUGCUGCAGGACGACGCUCUGGAGGUUCUGGAUGCUCUGAUGAAUCACCUGGAGGAAACUCUGGAGGCGGUUCUGUCCAGAGGAGAGAACCUGAUGUUGGACGACACGUUCCCGGAGCUGCUGGCGGCCCUGUUGUUGGCGGAGCAGAAGGUCGGAUGUUCUCUGCGUUGGCGGCUGCAUGAGAAGCUGCUGCAGCGUUACAGCUGCCUGGCCAGACUGCUGCCUGGAGAAGUGCUGCACCAGAGCUUCUCCCCUCGCAUCUUCAUCAUCCUCACCACCAAUAAGGUGUUGCCCGUGCAGAAGGAGGCGGCUCGAACGUUCUGCACAUUUCUCCGGUACAACCGCAAACAGGAGCAGCGUCAGGAGAUGAUGGAGCGACUGAUCCAAGAUCUGGCUCAAGGUCGGAGCUACUGGAACCGACUGAGGUUCCUCGACAUCUGUCAAACAGCCACGGAGAUCUUCUCCAGGAAGUACUUCAACAAACACUUUUUGAUUCCUGCGCUGCAGCUGGUGCACGACCCGGUCGCCAACGUCAGGUACAAGCUGUGCCAGCUGUUGCCACGGUUACGCUCCUUGCUCCGGAUGCCAGCCGACAAACAGCUGCUGCAACAACUUGACUUCUGCGUCCAGAAGCUUCUGUGCAGAGAGACAGAUAAAGACGUGGUGGCGACGAUCCGUAAGACAGUGUUGGAACUGGACAAACUGGACCUCAAAGAACCUUUUCAUAAGAGACAGGAGAGAGACGUUCUAGACCAGAAGAAGGAGAAGGAGGAGACUCUGCUGCUGGAGAUGGAACAGCUGGAGCGACAACACGGUGACGGGAAACUCAGCGCUGAACCUCAAACAGACAGGAAACGAAGAGAAAGUAAAACCUGUCUCUCUGCAACUAAAUCCAUGUCCAUGUCCUCAUCUGGAAAUGCCUCAUCAUCUGGGAAGGAGAUGAGGAAGGCUAAACUGUCACGGAGUCGAUCCCUCAGCAGUCAGUCGACAACAACCAAACCCGCCAACUCAGAAAGACCUCUGAAGGUUAAGGAGCUGAGCAGCACAUCUGGACCCGGGAAGUCCUCCAUGCUACAGAGCACAGAUGGCUGUUUGAGGAACGCCCACUUCACUUUGUCAACCCAGUCAACCUCAUCCAUGCCAGUCCUGAUCCGCAGCAACACCACCAGCCUCCUGGACCGGGCAGGUACCUUGGACCACAGAACCAGCUCCAUAGACCAGAGACCCACUAAUAUAGACCAGAGAGACCACAGGACGAGCACCUUGGAGCAGCGCAGUAAAACAAUGGAGCGGAGUUGCGGGGUUAAGGACAAUCAAUCCAGAAAGUUGUCAACAAACAGGAAGUCAAACUCUUUCAGUGUCCAAUCCGGGCGAGAUUAACAUGAUGACGUCAUCGUACCUCCAC
Limanda limanda (common dab) is the source of this 2686-nucleotide messenger RNA. RefSeq names its product protein phosphatase 4, regulatory subunit 4 (gene ppp4r4). Gene Ontology annotation, cellular component: cytosol; protein serine/threonine phosphatase complex. Lineage: Eukaryota; Metazoa; Chordata; Actinopteri; Pleuronectiformes; Pleuronectidae. Bases 1 to 2661 code for a protein of 886 amino acids. The record is from RefSeq and is a predicted model, not a curated record. The transcript is spliced from 25 exons. Gene Ontology annotation, molecular function: protein phosphatase regulator activity.